UCCUUCCUUCAAUUUUCCCUCCUUCCAUACCCUCACUGCUUGUCUCUUACUUGAUCCUAGUCCUUUUCCUUCGUCUCAACGUUUAAACCGAUCUCAAUCCAUUGACCUUCAUUUACAAUGCCGACUGUUGGAGAAUUGAAGCAAGAAGCUCAGCUCGGAGCUCUUGAAUCCGCCCUCCAUGCUGCUGUGAGAGACUACAAAGCAGAACUCACUGCCGACGAGCAGAAGGCGAAAGCCAAAGAGAAGGCUUUCAACGAGCAAGAAGUUGAUCUGCUUGAUGACGAUGACCUCGAUAGUUUGCACAUGCAACGCCUCCAAGAGCUAAAGCUGGAAGCUCAACGUCGCGAUGAACAAAAACGCCUCGGGCACGGGCAAUACCGUCUCGUUGCCGAACCUGAAUUCCUCAAGGAAGUAACCGGCAGUGAGAACGUGGUUUGUCAUUUCUUUUGUGAUGACUUCAUUCGAUGCAAGAUUGUUGACAAGCACCUUGGUGCGAUUGCGCGGAAAUACGUUGAGGCAAAGUUCAUCCGAGUCAGCGCUCCAGAUGCUCCAUUCUUUGUACAGAAGCUCAAGAUCAAAGUGCUGCCAUGCAUCGUCAUGUUCAAGGGGGGCAUCGCUAUCGAUCGAGUCGUUGGGUUUGAAGAGCUUGGGGGUGUGGAUGACUUUGAACAAAUUAAGCUGGAAAAACGCCUUGCAAGCAAAGCAAUGAUUCAAUACAAAAAUGAUGAUAGCUCUGACGACGAAGAGGAUGAAGUGAAACAAAAGUCCAAGAUAAGAGGAGGAGCAUUGUACAGUGGUUCUAAGUACUCCAAGAAGUAUUCUGGAGAUGAUAGUGAUGAGGAAUGGUAGUUCCAAUAUGCAAGGAUUGUCAUUCUGAGAUUGACAUAGCUUUACACCAUAGCCGCAGCUUCAGCCAGUUUUGAACUGUGGCGGGUACUGACGUGUAAUUGAGCGCUUCAAGGCUCCGAUUGCGCGGUUGCUUGUUCUAGUCUUUUAAUUGAAUUGUUGCGAAAGCUGAGAUCUC
Molecule: messenger RNA, 1024 nt
Organism: Guillardia theta CCMP2712
Lineage: Eukaryota; Cryptophyceae; Pyrenomonadales; Geminigeraceae
Exons: 2
Coding region: 118-849 (243 amino acids)
Cellular component (GO): cytoplasm
Source: RefSeq, a predicted model, not a curated record